AUGGCUUCUUUUGAAAUCAACGUAGACAUGAUACUUGAGAUUCUUUCUCAUUCUCAUGUUUCGGUGGUUGAGAAAUCUAGACUCUUGAACAAAGAGUUCAACAAGAGAACCCACGACUCUUCUUUUCUAAAACUCAAACUCAAAAACAUCAAUUCUGUUUCCGGUUACUUCGUGGAGUACAACAAGAGCUUAACUCCUCUAUUCACUUUUAUCAAAAAUGACGGAAUCAUUCCUCACGGGUCUGAGAUCUCUCUGGAUUUUCUACCACCAGGAAGAAUACACAUCAAAGCUUGUGACGCAAGUCAUGGGGUUUUGGUGUGUGUUAAUGAUCUUCCGGUUAGAGGAAGACAUCCCAAGUACAUGGUCUGCAAACCAACAACGAAACAGUACCAGAUCAUACCGAGGCCAAAAACCCGGCAUUUCACAAUCGCGUUCGGUUUGGUGGUGAUGAGAACUGAUCCUCUCCGGCGACUAUCAAAGAACGUGGAACUACCGGCAGAAGAUAUGCCAGGUGUAAGAAUGUCCGAACCCGUUGCUGCUUACGAGUUCUUGCAUUGGUUAACGGCCAACAACAACGUGUUACGGUUUUGUCUGAAAACCGACACUUGGUCGUUUCUCGCGGUUCCUGAGCAUCUAGCGAGCGAGAAGUCUCUAAAACUGGCAAGGUACGAAGGGAAGCUUGGGGUAUUCAGAUCAAGAUCCAAGGAAUAUCAUGAGAUAUGGGUUUUAGAGAGCAGUUUGGGGAGUUCUUGGGUGAAAGUGAAAGAGAUUAAAAGUAUGGGGCUCGAACCGGUGGGAAUCUUGAGCAACGACGUCGUAACGCUGGUUGACAAGGAAAAGUUCUUGUACAAUUACAAUAUGAAUAACGGGAAGUCUCAGAAGCUACAAAUUAGGUCUCCAAGAUUUUCUCCUUAUAUGGUUGCGAACUCGAGUUAUUUCCAUCUCUGUUCUGACUUCAAGAGAGUUAAAUUUGGCGGGAGAUCCAACGGCUAUCAACAAGACAAGUCACUUUGA
Messenger RNA from Microthlaspi erraticum, 1014 nucleotides. The record is from the annotation of a GenBank genome assembly. Lineage: Eukaryota; Viridiplantae; Streptophyta; Magnoliopsida; Brassicales; Brassicaceae.